This is a messenger RNA of Myripristis murdjan (pinecone soldierfish), 1634 nucleotides long. RefSeq names its product e2f-associated phosphoprotein (gene eapp). The transcript is spliced from 6 exons. The coding region runs from base 64 to 990 and encodes 308 amino acids. The record is from RefSeq and is a predicted model, not a curated record. Gene Ontology annotation, cellular component: nucleus. NCBI's taxonomy places the organism in Eukaryota, Metazoa, Chordata, Actinopteri, Holocentriformes, Holocentridae.
UCUAUCAUUGCAUGUUGAUGCCGCAGCAGUCUGCUGUUAGCUAGCCUGCUUCAGGAGCUAAAAAUGAACAGGCCGAAUAAAACAGAGGAGUUUGACUCGUAUGAGAUCGAGGAGCCCAGCGACGAGGAGAGAGCUGUCAGCAGCUCGGAGGAUGAGCUGGACAUUCUGCUGAACGGGACUCCAGACCAGAAGAGGAAGCUGAUCAGAGAGUAUCUGACGGGCGAGAGCGAGUCGUCCAGCGGCGAUGAGUUUGAGAAGGAGAUGGAGGCGGAGCUCAGCUCCACCAUGAGGACCAUGGAGGGAACGUGGGGGCCGCUGCCGGCAGCAGAAAACUCCGGAAGCAGCAGCAGCGCCGCCGUCGCCGGACUUCCUCAACCUCAGAUGUACGACAAAAUUUACUUUGACUCCGACUCGGAGGAGGAGGACACGCCGAGCAGCUCCACGGGCCGGAGGCGGAGACAGCGGAUGAUCCCGACCAAUGACGAGCUGCUGUACGACCCCGACGAGGACGACCGGGACCAGGCCUGGGUGGACGCCAGGCGGGCAGCGCACAGCUGCAGCCGCCGGCGCCCGGCGGCGUUGGGCUCGCGACCCGGUCAGCCCCGAGGUUUACCGAGCAGCGACGCCGUUCUGAACUGUCCCGCCUGCAUGAUCACGCUCUGCCUGGACUGCCAGAGGCACGAGAAGUACCGGACGCAGUACCGAGCCAUGUUCGUCAUGAACUGCACGGUGAAGAGAGACGAGGUUUUACGCUACAAAACCCCGAGCGACAGGCAGCAGCGGAGCAGGAAGAAGAGGAGGAGGACGCCCAAACAGACGACAGAGACAGCAGCGGCGGCGGCGGACGCGGCACCCGAGCCGGCGCCCCGCGGCGUGGACGGGGACGAGCUGUACCACCCGGUGCAGUGCAGCGAGUGCAGCACCGAGGUUGCCGUCCUGGACAAAGACGAAGUUUAUCACUUCUUCAACAUCCUGGCCAGCCACUGCUGACAAACACACGGACCCCCGGCUCGUGGCCUCGUCUUCCUCCUGCCGCGUGUUUCUGUCUCUCUCUCCGCGGCGGCCGCCAGCCUCGGAUCAGACCGGCGCUCCGGCUCCUAGAGAUCUUUAGCAUUUUUAUUUUUGGAGUUUGGUGAUCACACGGUGUGUUUCCUAGUCAUUCAGUCUCAUCCUCAGAGUUCAGAUCUCAUUUUUCUUCAAGGGGGAGGAGAUAAUCUCACUUGUUUCCAGAUUUUUUUAUUUAUUUUUUUUUUUUAAAUCAAGUGUCAUUUUCUUGAUCUUUGUGGGCUGAUCUGCCUUAUUCUGCCUUGUUUCAACACAUUUAGACCUGUUCCCAAAAAAAGUGAAACUGCACUUGAAACGUGGGUUUUCCUUAUUUGAAGAGAAAUACAAGAUUUGGCGAGAUUUGAACAGGAGACUGCAUGACUUGUUAGGAUGGCUUUUUUUUUUUUUUUUUUUUUUUUUUUUUUUUACAGUGCAGGACAAAGCAAAGUCUAAACUUUUCAUGGUGGCGGUGAUACUGGGAUACCGGCGGUGGGUUGAUACUGGCAGACCGGUUUGCCAUCAGUCACACAACUUGGAGAACCUGUAAAUUUAUAGACUCAUUUUCCAGUCAUGAAAAAGAAAAAAAAAAA